Molecule: messenger RNA, 321 nt
Organism: Suillus paluster
Lineage: Eukaryota; Fungi; Basidiomycota; Agaricomycetes; Boletales; Suillaceae
Exons: 4
Coding region: 1-321 (106 amino acids)
Source: RefSeq, a predicted model, not a curated record
AUGUUUACGUCCCGCUCCAUAAUCUUUGCGCUGCUCAGCUUCCUCGCCGGUGCCAAUGCGGAUUCAUGUGCAGUGUGCCCAGGUCCAGGUCAUGCUAUAUAUGAGAGGGGGUUGGGUGCCGCUAGCCCUCGCCCCAAACUUCGACAACGUGACAUUUUGCACGCCGGCAGUUACGAUGGUUGGGAGAACGAUGGCACACGAUUGGUCUGUCAGUAUAACAGCGACAGCGGCGAGUAUUCAAGAUACACGAACAUCAGAUGGGAGAAGCGACCAACGGAGAGAUGGCAGGAUUUUGAUGGGAGGUUGAAGUUGCCGGUAUGA